Triticum aestivum (bread wheat) is the source of this 1272-nucleotide messenger RNA. RefSeq lists its product as uncharacterized. NCBI's taxonomy places the organism in Eukaryota, Viridiplantae, Streptophyta, Magnoliopsida, Poales, Poaceae. The transcript has 3 exons. The record is from RefSeq and is a predicted model, not a curated record. Bases 353 to 826 code for a protein of 157 amino acids.
GUGGCGCGGUCAAAAACCCUAGACCAUUUCCUCCCCUCCUACCCGAGUCUCACUCUCUGGCAGAGCGACGGCGUUCGACGGCGGCCCAAAAGGCGCGCCGGCCAUGGCGGCGCGGCGGCUGCGCUCGCCGGAGGAGUGUGCAGCAUGAUGAAUCCCGCGCGCUCCCCCGUCGAACGUGGCCCCGACGUCCGUGCUCAUGGCGCAUCAAGGGAGGAGGGACGCCAGCCACCGCGACAUGAGGGGCGACGGCGACGAGCUCGUCCAUUCGAGUGGCGGCGGUGGCGGCUAGUCAACGUUCCGCGCGUCGCUCCGGUGGGAGGCGACGGCGUCGCGGCGUCUCCGCCCUCGCACCAUGGUGGACGCGGUGCGGGCCCCGAAGGGAAAGGCGGCUACGCGGCGCAUUAGAUCAAAACCAACAGCUGCCAGGAGAAGAACAGCUGCUGUGAGACGGAGGCGCUGGACUGUAACCAGCCGGCACGUUCUUCAGAUUCAGUUAUCCUCUGGGACGACACGGAGGGCAAGAUUAGUCCGUCAGCCACCUUGGAUGACGCAGGUUCAGAUCGUACCCGCAGCGCAUCUCCUCCUCCCCACAGCCAUGUUUCUGCUGCUGCUGCUGCCACGGAUGAUGGCAUUGCCGUCGACUCCCCUGCAGCUUGCCUGCCUAUUGCUCCGGUGGCCGCGCCGAGGGUCCCUUGCGAAGCGUGGUGGAAGAAGACCUUCUCGUUUCUCCUUGGCAACGCCACAGAGUCUCUCACCUUCCGUUUCGUAUUUGUCGCCGACAAGCUGCAGCUCAGGCUUGAAUUCGGUGUCGACGGCCAGAAGAUAAGCUUCCCGGCGAGCAAGACACUUGGUCAGGUGAAAGUCAGCAUGCUUGGUGGAAGCCUUGUUGGUAAAUAACUGCAUAAGUUGCAUAGUAUGCUGAUGAUGAUGACAACAACGAGAAAACAAGUAUGGCAGCUAAGAUGUUGAUGAUGAUGACUACCCUUAUAUGUAAGUGGAGUAGUACUUAAUUAGUUGCUAGGCAAUGUAAUGAACAUGUAUGGGUGAGUAGUAGUGAGUACUCCGACUUCAGAUUUCAAUCUUCUGAAGUACUCUCUCCGUCUCAAAAUUCUUGUCUUAAAUUUGUCUAAAUACGGAUGUAUCAAGUCACGUUUUAGUAUUAGAUACAUCCGUAUCUAGACAAUUCUAAGACAAGAAUUUUGAGACGGAGGGAGUACUGUUUUAAACUGACAGCAUGCAACUACAUCUGGCCAGGCUAGGUGGUUAAUUCCA